Epinephelus fuscoguttatus (brown-marbled grouper) is the source of this 1016-nucleotide messenger RNA. It is a transcript of the gene mrpl40, whose product is annotated as mitochondrial ribosomal protein L40. The coding region runs from base 112 to 717 and encodes 201 amino acids. Gene Ontology annotation, cellular component: mitochondrial large ribosomal subunit; mitochondrial ribosome. The record is from RefSeq and is a predicted model, not a curated record. Lineage: Eukaryota; Metazoa; Chordata; Actinopteri; Perciformes; Serranidae. The transcript is spliced from 5 exons.
CUUCUCGCGACACGUCUGCCCUGUCACUCAGGCAAGGGGACAGGCGAAACAACUACAUGUGAACAUUUUUAUGGCAAGCGAGUUUAAAGUGAAACAACACACAGUGGAAACAUGUCUGUGGCUUUAUCGCGCGGUCUCUGCAGGGUUUUAUCUCGACACACCGCUCCGUCAAGGUACCUGUUGGGAGAACAUGCUGUACAGAGUCCUUGGCUUGCUCCUGUGAUGACACUGAAGACUUCUGCCCCACUGAGAGGGGAGCCCAAAAAGAAGAAGAAAGUGGAUCCAAGACGGGAGCAGAUGAUCAGAGAGAGGAUGAAAAGAAAGCUGAAGAGGCUGGAGAAGAUUCCACCUGAGCUUAUCCCCAUAGAGGACCAACUUAUUCCAGCCAAAUGCUUGGAUGAAACAAGGCAACGCUCUGUACCGAGGCUGUCAUUUGAAGAAAGUGAGGGUCGAGCCCUGCUGCUGAAGAAGUGGAGUAUAUACAAACAGGAGCAGCACAUGGCUGAAGUCCAGGCUGUUGAAGAUGCUAUAAAGGCACAGAGGGAGGCGCUGAAGGAGCUGAAGUUAGAGUCUGAGGAGCUGUAUCAGGCAGCGCUGAAGCCAGACCCCCUUCUUUUUCCCUUCACUCAUGAAGGUCCUGCCUACACACCACCAAAGACUGAUUAUGAAGCUCCUGAUGGGAAAUACACCGACAUCACUAGAGUUUACACACAGUGAAGGACAAGGAACAGCUGUCGGAGCAGCCUCUAUGUGUUGUCAUAUAUUUAGUGUAUUUGUACAUGAUUCAGUAAGCCAAGAUGCAGCCUUUAAACAGCCUGCAUGUGGAGGUGCGAAGGACACUUUGCAAAUGUGUUUCUGUGUUUCUUGAAUUGUGCAGCCAGCUCAGCUGUUUCAUGUCAGAAUCAAAUGCAACAACAUUCAUGGAAAUUAUACGUUGAUUUUUUUGUUCACAUUCACAUUUCUGUAUAAAAUUUAACAAAAGAAAGUGGAAAAUAAAGUGUACUUUUUUUUAUUGA